This is a messenger RNA of Laccaria bicolor S238N-H82, 783 nucleotides long. RefSeq lists its product as uncharacterized. NCBI's taxonomy places the organism in Eukaryota, Fungi, Basidiomycota, Agaricomycetes, Agaricales, Hydnangiaceae. The transcript is spliced from 3 exons. The coding region runs from base 1 to 783 and encodes 260 amino acids. The record is from RefSeq and is a predicted model, not a curated record.
AUGCAAAAUCCUGACCACCGACCCCUUCCCAAUGGUUGGACCGAACGCUAUGAUGUGUUCUCAACCUCCUUCACAAUAAGCCAAUGCCUCAGAGGAGUCAAUAUCACAUAUCCAAACGGUGGUUUCACCACCAUCUCAACCUCAAUUGCCCUCACCCCCAUAUUCAGAAGAGAGUUUUGGCUCAUCGAUGGGUUCCCCAUCUCCACCGCCAUCUUCUCAGGAGGAGGAUCUACAACCUCUCCUCCAAUCUCACCUGCAGAUGCUACUCAAUUUGCUGUGCUGGCAGCCCAAGCCCCGCAGAGAGCCAAAAUCUUCAAGCAGGUCGGCAUAUCGGUCGGCAAGACCGCAGGCAAAGCAGCACUGCAAAUCGCAGGUAACGCAGCCUUGUUAUCAGUGGGUAUCCCGCCUGGUCUGGCCAUAGAUGUCGGGACGUCAAUCCUGAACAGCAACACCGUGGGCGCACUCAUUGUGAAUGCCUUCCUCAGUGCAAGCACAGGGGUCAACCUGUCUACUCUGCUGGCUGUGCUUCAAGGGCAGCCUGGUGCAGACUACCAGGGCAUCAUAAAUGUGUUGAAGCUACAGCAGCAGCGGUUACAAAGGCAGCCUCAGGCACCUUCUGUGGACUACCAGGCUCUGCUCACCGAGUUGACCAGGAUACUGCUUCUGCUGCUCAACAGCAAGCUGUUACGCAACAACAACAAGCUCCCUCACAGCAGCACAUACGCAAAACGUCUAAACGAACUUUGGGUGCAAAGUUGUAAAGUUGCCAACUUCGCAGAGUAA